AUGUCUUUGUAUCAACCGUCGGGCUGGCUUCCGGGCAUGACCUUGGACUUUGCUGUCGCCAUCGCAGAGGUCCGUGACAAGGUAGGCCACUCGUUCCAGCAGGGAGAAUGGAACACCGUGCUCUACAAUAUCAUCAACGACUGGCUCUGCGACGAACGCAAACUCGACUACGGAGUCAACGUAGAGUACUCUCUCAUGUACAUUCACGUCGAGUUUCUCAACACUCUCUGGCGAGAGUUGUACGGCCGCCUUGGUAGACCUUCACCCUGGGCUCUCUUGGACCCCAUGCUUUUUGAGAGCAACACCAAGAGCGACAUCGUUCUCGAAGCAAAGCCUUUGCUCGACCAUCUCUUGCACACCACUACUCAAGACGACUUCAUUCAAGUGCUCGCCAGUGGAAAGAUUCCCGACAGCAAGGAAAGCGUCAAGGACGAGGACGAGGACGAGGCUCCGUCAGCUGGUAGUUCGAGCCCAGAAACCGCCGAGAAUGAGUCGGAGGAUGACUUGUUUGCUCGACAGCCUCCCACUUAUCGAUCUACUCUGAGAAGAUGGUAA
This is a messenger RNA of Pestalotiopsis fici W106-1, 555 nucleotides long. RefSeq lists its product as uncharacterized. Bases 1 to 555 code for a protein of 184 amino acids. Lineage: Eukaryota; Fungi; Ascomycota; Sordariomycetes; Amphisphaeriales; Sporocadaceae. The transcript is spliced from 3 exons. The record is from RefSeq and is a predicted model, not a curated record.